GCGCCGCCCACCUCUCAGUCACUCUCCAGCCGUGAGGGGAGGAGGUUGUGUGACGUUCCCUCGCGCUCCUCGACACGUGUAGUGGACCUCAGGAUAUUCCCUGUGGGCUUACUCCAGUGUGUUGGUGGUGAGCUUACACCAGUGUUGAACAUUCUGGUGCACACUACAUAACGUGUUGUCAUCUAGACAGUGCGUGACAACUGUCAUUCUGGAACUCAAAUUGUACCAGAAAAAAAAGCAAAUAGUGUUUUAUACCAUCAUUGGCUAAGAUUACAUUGCCCACACAAAGUGAAGACUGGAAUAUUUUAAAAGAAUUCGUUUGGGAAAUAUAUUGUGCGAGUUUAUCCGGAGGGAAGGAGCGUAUGCAUCAUGUAAGCCGUUCCCCCAAGGAGCUGACGACGCCCACGAUGGGGCUGCGGGCGUGGGUGGUGGUGUGGGCGGCGGUGGCUGUUGUGGGCGGGGUGGAGGCGAGGGGGGGCGUGAGGGUGGAGGAGGGCGGCGCCUACAGGGACCUCACCUUGGCUAUACACCCCGCCUUCAUCCCCAACAACUGCACCGCCUUCUUCAGCAACCUCCAGGCUACCUUAGGCGUGUUCUCCCAACGACUGUGGACAGCGACCAUUGGGCGUGUGUACAUUGGGGCGGAGGUGGACGUGGUGGUACCUGCAGGCGUGGCGCGGGCGUGCAGCAUCCAGCUCUCAGCCCACGCCACCUGGCAACGCUGGUCCAACGCUGACAUCAGACUACAGCCUGGAGGCGGUGAGGCGGCUGCCGCGGCUGUGGGCGCGGGCGCUGGAUGGGAGUGGGGGCCGGAGGGCAGCAUGGGCGUGGGCGUGGCACAACCCGAAGGAUGUGGGCGUGGGGGUCAGUAUAUCACCCUGGACGCCGACCUUCUACAGGACCUGCAGCACGAUGACCUACACACACUAGGAGGGUCGCUGGUGGGCGGGUGGGCGCGCUACCGAUGGGGCGUGUUCGAAGAGCGAGGCUACGACGCCCACCCUCGUUAUCCCUCAGCCCACAUCAAGGAGGGCUCUGUCACGCCCACAGCCUGCACGCCCACACCCACGCCCGGACGAUGGACCCCCAGGAUAGGGUCUGGGGAGUGUGAGGAAGGUGCUGACGAUGGCGUGACAGGCUGUGUGUGGCUGCCAGACGACACUCACCACCUUAAUACCUCUCUCCUCUACCGCUCUGACCUUCCUCAGAUGUGGGGGUUCUGCGACUAUGGCAGCCACGACGAAGACGCCCCCACACCCCACAACUUGCUGUGUGAAGCCGCCAGCGUGUGGGAGGUCAUACUCCAACACCCGGACAUGAGGCAGCCUCCGCCCCACACUACACCACACUCCACCUCCCCCCCACACCACCCCCACACUCUCUCCCCCACACAACACACCCUCCACACCCAGGCCACCGCCGGGGACGCACCCACGCCCCUGCAGAGGUUUCCUACUGAGGAGAGACGGAGUAGUGCGGAGGCUUCCACUCUGACGCUGGACGUUACCGGCACAGAGGAGGCGCUCUCAAGCGCCAACACGUCCGCCAUUAAUGACACAUUGUUUCUGAGUGACGUUAGACGGCGACUUUCGGAUAGAAAUGACAUAGUUGGGAAGAGCUCGGCAGCGUCCACGACGGUCCAGCACGCCAACACCGCCCACUUGGAGGGCGGGAACUCCGCCAGAAGGAGAAGAGCUAGCAGCCAGGAUAUGAGGAGGGGCGUGGUCCCUCUACGUCCCAGCUUGGUUACUGCCCACAUGGCCACCUCCACCCCACACCCGCCCUCUCCCGCCCACCGUCACCACGGGACCAACCUCACCACUGCGGGGCACCUGACACCCUCCCACCUCCACCAUCACACCGCUCAACACCCGAGGUUGGUGUUGAUGGGAGGUGGUGACGAUGUUGGUGUGAGUGUGGAGGACUCUGCCUCCAGCAGCACCCCAGCCUGGAGUGGUGGUCCACCAGCAGGGCACACGACGCCGCCCUCCCCACACUGGCCUCCUGCAGACCCGACCCUGGUGCUGCUGGCCCCCGCCCCCAGCGUGGUGGUGCUCGCUCUGGACCUCUCCGACCCCGCCGUCGCCCAGGUGAAGAUGGAUGUGUUGAGAGGAGGCAUCCUGCGGUGGCUGUGGGGUCUUGGGCCCCAUGUGAGGGUGGGGGUCCUGGCGGCCUACAACAACGCCUCCUACCCCCUCACCCUGGGCCCACUCUUCCCGGGGCCCACCACCGCCGCCCACCUGGAGGACGAGCUGGCCCUCUUGCCCUCCACAGACGAGGUUCAGCAUGGCGUCUACGGCGGAGAGUACUGCCUCUCCUGUGUCCUACACGAGGCCACCAAGAUGAUGGAGGGAGGCGGUGUAGGAGACGGUGGAGGGGUGUUGCUGGUGGCGGCGUGCACUCCUGCAGUAACGCCAGCACACAUCGCUCAAGCCCUCCACUCAAACAUCUCUGUUAUUCACACUCUGGCGCUGUGUCACUCCACCGACUUCCUGUUCGACCAGCUGGCGGGUCCCGGAGGAUUGUCGUGGGUGUUGCCAGGUCCUGCAGCCGAAGACGGUGACGGGGCGGAGCAGCGUGCUGGGAAGGUGCUCACGGCCGCCACACGGGCCACACUGGCCGCCCCUGGAGACCCCACGCUCGUCAGGGUUGGCGGGGUGGUGGCAGAGGUGGCGGCCGGGGGCGUGGUGAACGGUGGACCCUACAGCAGCGUCAGCGGCAGAGUGACGCUGCCCUCUGCUGGCGACCUCCUCCUCCUCCUCAUUACCACACACUUCCAUGCUAAGAUUGUGGAAUUAACAGGUCCCUCUGGAGAGGAAAUAGACUUAAUUAGAGACACGAACCAGCGGUUUUGGGCGAUAUUGGACAAGAAUGGCGGAGAGUACAUUUACAAUUUAAAGUUCCUCACAAGUUCUAUUGAAUUUCCGUUUUCUGUAACGGUGGAUGUUUAUGAGAGAAAACAGAAUAGCGUUGGUAUUGAGGUGAGACUCUACACAAACAACGAUGGCCAUGUGCCCUUGGAACCUGGGUCGAAACCUCUGGUGGUGUGGGCCGAGGUCACCCUAGAUGGCCGGCCCGUCGUGGGGUCAAAGGUUAUGCUCAAAGUGAGUCACCUGAGUGAGAGCGGUUCAACAGACUUAAUGGUGGAGCUUCUUGAUAAUGGAAAUGCAGAGCCGGACGUGCGGGCCCAGGAUGGCGUCUACACCAGGUACCUGACGUGGCUGCCGGGGGAGGGCCGCUACGCGCUCUCUGCCACUGCCACCGACCACCAUGGGGCCGCCUCCGUCCUCAGGCCCAGGAGAAGGGAUGGUCGCGUAGUGCCAGUGAGCGCCGGCCAGUUCACGGUCACCAGCAGUGCCUUGACGGUGACUGUGGCCCGUGUCACCUCAGCUGACAUUACACCACCGUCGCGAGUCACCGACCUGACAGUGACCUCCGUGGGCGACACCACCGUCAACCUCACCUGGUCAGCACCUGGAGGCGACCUGGAUCAAGGCUCAGCGUGGGUGUACGAGCUGAAGAUGUACAGUGAGCGAGGCGCCCUGAGCGAGGAGCGCUUCAACACCUCCACCAUCGCUGUGUACUGCAUCAGUGAGGACCUGCAGGCACCAGCACAGACCCCCGCCUCCUACGGCACCGCGCAACACUGCCUCACCCACCUCCCCUUCACCAACCUCAGAUGGUACUUUGCAAUACGUGCAGUUGAUUCUUCAAACAACACGGGUCGCAUCUCUAACAUAGUGUCAGCCUUCGUGCCAGACCCGCCCACCACCCCACCGCCCACAAGCCAUCCAGCUUCAAGCGUGCAGACGGUGAUCAUGUCGACCAUCACGGCUGGCAGCCCUCAUCACCCCCACACUCACAGUAACGCAACAUCCAGGGACCACUCCAAGAGCGCCAGCUACGGCUGGAGAGUGUGGGUGGCUGUGGGUGUUGGGGUUGGCGGCAUCAUUCUGGCACUUGGCAUGGUCCUGGCGUGUGUCUGCUGCUGCAGGACAAACCCGACCAUUGGAGAGAAGGACCCUGAUCGUCCAGUGUACAAAAUCUAUGUGAACAACGCCUACAUCCAGGAGGAAGACCGGGAGAUUAAAGUGGUCAGUAACGGCAAACUGGUAGACGACAACGAGCCCAGCCAGGUGCAAGAGUGGGUCAACUCCUUAUCGAAGUUUGGGUCACCAGACGUAUACGGAGGUGAGCCCGGGGAGGCUCCUGCGGCCUCUACCGACGCCCCGCUGGUGGAGUGCCGCCCGAGGGCCUCUGUCAAAUACUCAAGUCCGGUCCGCUUUGGGGUCUUAACAAAUGGCUCCAUUAUGCGGGAGGCUUGUCCUUCUUCCUCUUCAACGUCGUCAUCUAAACCCUCUGAUGACCCAGGCAAUGAAGAUUUAAAAUAUCGGGACUUAUCAGAAACUACCAGCAAUUCAACGACGGACGGAGGAGCUUCAGCAGCCUCAACUGCAACAACAGACACAGUACCUCCGCCACCUCCUGUUCUAGAGACGGCAAGAGCAGUUCCUGUUAACAUUAAAGCAACUGAGAGUGACCUGCCAUUACCACCACCCCCAUCACAGCUAAUGCAACAACACCUAGGAAUUCCGGGUCCUACUGUCAUAUCUAUACACUCGGGUCGUGCCCUCAACAGCGGCUACAGCAGUGAUGAAGAAGGAGGGUUCAGACCACGAACAUUGCCAGGACCAGGACCUCGCAGAUACCUCCCAACACACUUCUCCUCCUUCCGUUACCUGCCGCCCCCGCCAGAGUACCGCUCAGCGCUGGGUAACGCUGCACCUCUUGACUACCCGACCUGCCACACCAUCUCCAGAGCGACAGCCACACUUCCACAUGGCACAGUUCGCAGUGUUAAGAAACGUCGCCACAUAUCCUUUGUGUAGAUACAAAUAGUCGAGUAAACCUUUACACACCUAAUUGCCUAAGAAAAACAAUAUUGUGACAUUAAUAAUGGCAUAUUACGUUACUUGAGAGAGUGCAGACAGUCUUCAGUGUUCGCAAAGUGGUGUAAAAUCCUUACCAAUAUCCGAAAUCAACUUUUUCUUUACUGAAAUAAACUUUUAUUUAGCAGCAGUUCAAAAAAUGAUGAAAAUGACAAUAUAUUACCUAAAGACAUCUUGCAUUUU
Procambarus clarkii (red swamp crayfish) is the source of this 5132-nucleotide messenger RNA. RefSeq lists its product as uncharacterized. NCBI's taxonomy places the organism in Eukaryota, Metazoa, Arthropoda, Malacostraca, Decapoda, Cambaridae. The record is from RefSeq and is a predicted model, not a curated record. Gene Ontology annotation, molecular function: protein binding.